This is a messenger RNA of Leptinotarsa decemlineata (Colorado potato beetle), 2539 nucleotides long. RefSeq names its product GTP-Rho-binding protein rhophilin (gene Rhp). Gene Ontology annotation, biological process: signal transduction; negative regulation of stress fiber assembly. The record is from RefSeq and is a predicted model, not a curated record. NCBI's taxonomy places the organism in Eukaryota, Metazoa, Arthropoda, Insecta, Coleoptera, Chrysomelidae. Gene Ontology annotation, molecular function: protein binding.
GGCUCAGAUCCCCGAGUUGCCACAUGCAGAGGAAAAUUGCAGAACCGAAGAUCAAAGCUGAACCAAGAAAUCAACAAGGAAUUGAGGCUCAGAGCAGGAGCUGAGAAUUUGUUCAAAGCAACCACCAACAGAAAACUCAGAGAAACUGUCGCAGUCGAGUUGAGUUUCGUCAAUUCAAACUUGCAGCUGCUGAAAGAGCAGUUGGCAGAGUUGAAUUCCUCUGUGGAAUUAUAUCAAAGUGAUAGCACCGAUGCCGUGAUGCCCAUGAUCCCCCUGGGUUUGAAGGAGACGAAGGAAAUAGACCUACGGGAUCCCUUCAAAGAUUUCAUUUUGGAACACUACAGCGAAGACGCUAACCAAUACGAAGAUGCCAUUUCGGAUUUCAUGGACACAAGGCAAGCAAUGCGUACCCCCUUGAGGGACGCUUCUGGCAUAGCUCUGCUCUUCAGAUAUUAUAACCAGCUGUACUUCGUGGAAAGGAGGUUUUUUCCACCAGACAGAUCUUUGGGGAUAUAUUUUGAAUGGUUCGAUUCAUUAACAGGUGUGCCAUCUUGUCAAAGGACUGUAGCUUUUGAAAAAGCAUGUGUACUAUUCAAUAUAGGAGCUGUAUAUACCCAGAUCGGAGCCAAACAAGACAGAUCCACCGCCAAGGGAUUGGAUGCCGCAGUCGACAAUUUCCUCAGGGCAGCAGGUACUUUUAGGUACAUCAAUGAAAAUUUUACGAAUGCCCCUUCGAUGGACUUGGGACCUGAAAUGCUUGAAAUGUUUGUACAGUUGAUGUUGGCUCAAGCGCGAGAAUGCCUCCUGGAAAAACUUCAACUGCAAUCCAGAGAAAAAAGGUCUGUAGACAUCUGCCUCGACCUAUCACAGGAAGCGGCCCAUUUGGCCGAAUGUUACAACGACGUUCAUCUUCUGAUAGCUAACGAUGCAGUCAGAGAUUUCGUGCCGUACAGCUGGACGUCCUUGGUGCAAGUCAAGAGGGAGUACUACACAGGGCUAGCUCAUAACCACGUCGCUGCUGGGAUUUUGCAUAAAGAAGCUUCCUGUAUGUCGGAUGCCACGAAAGAUACACUGUUGUAUAUGCACUCCGAAGCCGGUUCUGCUCAAUUGGACAUCAGGAUGCCCAAGGAUUCCACAGAAAGGAGACUACUAGGAAGAGCACAUUUUCGAGAAGCUUUGGUUCUGUUCGAAGAAGGCCAAAGAUUGCAUCGGAUGUGCAGAGAACUAAGAGGAAAACAUGCUUUGACAGCUGUCUUGAGGAAUGCACAUAAAGCAGCCCUACAUGCGUACACAGCGACGGAGACAGAAGAUGACUUCAGUGAUCUGUUAGAUCCACCUGAUAUUCAAGCUGCAACGAAGUUUCAACUCUCUCUCACCGCCCCAGAUUUUGCACAGUAUCGAGUUAGCGAUUUGUUCAAGAGUUUGGGGCCUAUAGCCAUAUUUUCGGCCAAGAGGCAUUGGACCGCUCCGAGACUAGUUCAGCUGCAUCGUGGAAGGGCUUCUGAAGGAUUUGGAUUUUCUCUCAGAGGAGACGCACCAGUCAUAGUAGCAAUUGUUGACCAAAACUCACUAGCAGAGUCUGGUGGUAUCAAAGAAGGCGACUUUAUAGUAGCAGUAGCGGAUAAAGACGUUAAAUGGUCUUCUCAUGAUGAGGUAGUAACUUUGAUAAAGAAUGCAGGAGAAUGUGUGAGUUUGAAAUUGGUUACACCCAUGGACAGAAAUUAUUUAAAGCCGACUAAACCUACUAAUAACAACAAGGGAUCUGUUUCAACCCACAGCAGUAGCUCAGGUGUUUCAAGUGGAAUGUCUAGUCCAUCUGGAUCCAUGGCUCAACAUAACAACAAUAAAAAGUUGAACUGGAAUCCCUUCAAGAAAAACACUUCAUCUCGAGAUGGAAAAGACUUUUUCGAAAACGUGAUACUGCGAUAAAAAAAAAGUUGGCAUUCUACCAGAGCCCUACUGAGUGUUAUUAUAUUCACUAGUACCAUUUUUUUAGGUGUUCGAACAUAGAUAAAGUAUUGAAAAUGUAUAUUUAUCCACACUUUCUUUAUCUAUUGCGAAAAAAGAAGCCGUAAAAAUGUGAUGCUAGAGAUUUCGUGAUCAGUGCACUUGAAGGUUUCUAGAACUUUUCAUUGACAGACGUUUAUGUCACUGACUUCAGUAAACAAUCCCAAAAUUGUCUUCACAAAUUUUGGUGCUUUGUAAAAAAUCCAUUUUCCACUCUGUACAUGAAAUGUAGGAUAUUUUCCAGUUAAUUCAUUUUAAGUUAGUGAAACUUUGAAAUCGAUAGUAAUACUAGGCAGGACUUCAAUAGCUUGAGUCAAAGUACUGAGAUGAUAUUUAUAUUCAUGUGUAUAAUAUUUCAUAGAUAUAUUUUUCGAAUGAGUUGAUCUGUUAUUAUUCUUCUUCAAUUUCGUCAGUCGUUGAAGAAAGACAGUCGAAUGGAUGUACCUUAUGUUAACAGAUAUGAAUCAGUCACGAUAUAUUUUUGUUGUUAUAUUUAUAUUCUGAAAUGAGAAAUUAUAUUUUAGUCAAUAAC